AUGGCUACAUCUUCUUACUAUCCUCAUGUUAUCAAAAGUCUGCAAAAAAUAACUUUGAACCAUACCUGUUUACGUGUCAAAGACCCUAAAGUUAGUGUUGAAUUUUAUACCAAGAAAUUUGGAAUGAAAUUGUUAAAGCAACACAAGUUUCCAGAAUACAAAUUUGAUUUAUACUUUCUAGGAUUUGAUACUAAUGAGAAUAAAAGCAAAUUGAAAAAUUCUAAAGGCGAAAUCGAUGUUUUCCAAUCGAGCGGUAUUUUAGAGUUGACUCACAAUUACGGAACUGAAAACGAUCCAACCUUCAAAGUUAACAACGGUAACGUUGAACCAAACCGUGGGUUUGGACAUGUCUGUUUUUCUUGUUGUGAUAUUGUGAAAACAUGUGAUUACCUAGAAAACGAACAAAAAGUCACGUUUAGAAAGAAAUUAAGUGAUGGUAGACAAAAGGAUAUUGCCUUUGUUUUAGACCCAGACGGAUAUUGGAUUGAAUUGGUACAAUACGGCUCCAGAAAUGGAGUUCAGUUUUCCGACGAAGGUUAUAAAUUAAAUCACACAAUGAUUCGUGUUAAAGACUCCAAGAAAUCGGUUCAAUUUUAUCAGAAUGUUUUAGGUAUGGAUUUAGUGGAUGUGAGUGAGCAUGCAAAUGGCAAGUUUACAACGUAUUUUUUAGCGUACGGAAAAAAUGAAGACAAUGGUAAUAAUAGAUGGAAAAGAGAAGGGAUUUUGGAACUAACUCACAAUUGGGGAACUGAAAAUGAACCAGAUUUUCAUUAUCAUAACGGGAACGACAAGCCGCAAGGUUAUGGACACAUUUGUAUUUCCUGCAAGGACCCUGCUGAGUUGUGUAAUGAAAUUGAUUCAAAAUAUGGAGAUCAUAUCAAAUGGGGGGUUAAAUAUAACCAAGGUAAAAUGAAGAAUUUGGCCUUUAUUAAAGAUCCCGACAACUAUUCCAUUGAAAUCGUUCCAUACGGGUUGACUUUGUGA
Messenger RNA from Saccharomycodes ludwigii, 984 nucleotides. It is a transcript of the gene GLO1, whose product is annotated as lactoylglutathione lyase GLO1. Gene Ontology annotation, molecular function: metal ion binding; lactoylglutathione lyase activity. NCBI's taxonomy places the organism in Eukaryota, Fungi, Ascomycota, Saccharomycetes, Saccharomycodales, Saccharomycodaceae. The record is from RefSeq and is a predicted model, not a curated record. The transcript has a single exon. The coding region runs from base 1 to 984 and encodes 327 amino acids.